Molecule: messenger RNA, 1260 nt
Organism: Closterium sp. Yama58-4
Lineage: Eukaryota; Viridiplantae; Streptophyta; Zygnematophyceae; Desmidiales; Closteriaceae
Source: the annotation of a GenBank genome assembly
AUGCGAAGUUUUGGAUGGGCGUUCGUUGUCAAAGCUCCACGCCCUAAAUUCCACUCACAAACUCCAAGAUCCCCAGCAGGUUAUUGUUCUAUAGUUGUGAACGACCUCAGAAAUCUACCAGAUUCUGCUACCUGUGUUCUGUCUCCUCGCACAAUGGCAUCAGUGAACAAUGACAUUAGGCUGGCCUUGGCCCUCGCCGUUGUCAAGGCUAGACAGUCAGAGACGAACUCAUUUCAAGUGGGACACCUUAAGCGCAAGAUUGAAGAUCUUGAAUGCACGCUGCAGCAGUACAAUCAGGUUCUUGGAGAUAUUGGUGACUGCCCAUCUAUCCUGCAAAAACUGUCGCCAGAGCUUCAGAACUCGGUGGCAAAAAGGCAAAAGGACUUGCUUGAUGCGACUGAACACACGAAAGAACAAGGGGAACUGAUAAACACCGACCAUCCUAGAGUGGUCCUUUUUAAGCACGUUCAACUUGUGUCAAAUAUAAGGAGACUGAAGGAGCCCGGUAAAGGGGCUUCUUCCAUCUGGCCCAGUGUGACUGAUGACCGAGGAUGGAUUACACAUGUUUUGAGAUUUGCUGCAGACGUAAUUGCCGAUUCUCCGGUUCAGAUGGACGGCCAGAAACAAACAUACAUAACCGAAGCCAUUUCGUUUGUAAGAGGAGUUCUUCGACACGAAGGAAAGUCCAGUGAACUUUGUGGACCUGUCACUGAGUUUCUUAAUUCUGUGCUGGGCAUGUUGCUGGAACCAGCAAAAGAGAUGACCAACUGGUCAUGUUGCGAAGAGAUUGAAGGCAUCAUACUUGAACUUGCUGAAGAGCCUUUCAUAGGACACCUGCUGCUGCCCAUGUUAACUGAUGAAAUACGGAAGGAGUUCGGUUUGGUGCACUCUGGCACCUGGGACACGGCAGCGGCUAUUGCAGCUGAAAGAUGUGGGAGACUGCUAUCACUUGUCUUCAAGAUUGUAUCAAGCAACAUGCCCAGCUGGACCUCUGUUAAUCAUCUUGAUAACGAUAUGCUCCUUGAGUGGAUUGCAUCCUUCCAUCACCUUCAGCAGCAGGUUCAAAGAGAAAGGUCACCUCUCCUACUCUUUUGUGUUUACACAGACAAGAUUAUUGCGUGUAUUCAGGACUUCAUUGACCAUCUACAUUCGUCCAACACACCAGACGGGGAUGUCACAGGUCUACUUGGGCUGCACUGCAAACUGAAGUCAGGAUCCUUGAGUAACAUUGCAGGCCUAUUGUAUUCUGGAGCAUGUUAG